GGGUUAUUUGCCCCUGCGUCAUUCUUCUUCUCUCGUGCCUCCACCCUGCAAGAGAAACCAUUGAAACCGUGAAGCCAAAACGUCCCAGAAUCAUAACUCUUACAUUUAAUCUGAGUUUUCCAUUUAAAGCUCCACUCUUCCUUCAUAAUGAUUUCGAUCUAUCUCUUCGUUCACCCUCAAACCGCCUCGGACUCCAUCUAUAAAUAUCGGCGCUCACUUUCCCUUCACCUCGCAACUGAAACGAUUUGCUCAAACACACGAUCUCCUAGAAGCAACAUUUUCAGAUGGUGAAUUCAUACACUCUGCUUGCGAAUUUGAGAGCCGGACGAUGCUCUAAUACUGUUGAGGUCCGCUUGCUGAGGUUCUGGGAGGCCAGAAAUAUCAACAAAGGAGGGGAGUUGAUGAGUAUUGAGAUGCUGCUCAUCGAUGAGGCUGAUACCCUGGUUCAAGGGUGUGUUUCUGCUGUUCACCAACGUAAGUUCAGGGAACGUCUUGCUGAAGGAUCGGUUUACAUUCUCAGCAGGUUCGACGUUACACGCAGCAAACCGAAAUUCAAAUUGAGUGAUGGCCCUGUCUCCAUCCUUUUUUAUGAAGGAACUGAUUUUGAGAAGCUUGCUGCCACUGCUAGAAUCAUACCUACAGAACAUUUCCGCUUCCGAACACAUGAACAGAUUCUUGAGUUAGCAAACACCUCCAGACAGCUCCCAGAUGUUAUUGGGGAGGUUCGUGCAAUUAGGAGCACCAUCACAGACCGUUUACCUGGAGCACAACGCGUGAUGCUUACUCUUCGUAUGGAGAGUGAUGUAAAUGUUUGUGUAAGUCUUUUUGAUUCCUUAGCUGUUGCGUUCCACACCAAGUUGGAUGGAUACGGGCGGGAGCCACGAAUUGUCCUCAGCCAAGUGAAUGGCCCUUUUCAGUAA
Brassica oleracea var. oleracea is the source of this 920-nucleotide messenger RNA. RefSeq lists its product as uncharacterized. The coding region runs from base 285 to 920 and encodes 211 amino acids. Lineage: Eukaryota; Viridiplantae; Streptophyta; Magnoliopsida; Brassicales; Brassicaceae. The record is from RefSeq and is a predicted model, not a curated record. The transcript has 5 exons.